UUGGUUCUCCAGUUGAAUGGUGGUUCCCGCACCUUUCGGACAGACAAAACCAUGUAUCAGGUCCCAAUUAAGGGCUGGAUUCAAUCCAUAUUGCAGAAGUAUCACGGAAGGUCUGCAUUCAAAUGUAAAGAUGAAAUCUCGCGUCUUGUGACGGCCGGCCGCCCAACAACCUGCCCGCUCGACCCUAUCCCCUCCUCUCUUCUCCAGACCAUUUCCGGAGACCUUCUCCCUUACCUCACCUCGCUCAUCAAGUCAUCCCUGACCGCUGGCUACGUCCCUUCCGUCUUCAAGAGAGCGAGAGUUGCACCCCUUCUGAAAAAACCUACACUCGAUCCCUCCGAUGUCAAUAACUACAGACCAGUAUCCCUUCUUUCUUUUAUCUCCAAAACUCUUGAACGUGCCGUCCUUGGCCAGCUCUCCCUCUAUCUCUCUCAGAAUGACCUUCUUGAUCCAAAUCAGUCAGGUUUCAAGACUAGUCAUUCAACUGAGACUGCUCUUCUCUGUAUCACGGAGGCGCUCCGCACUGCUAAAGCUAACUCUCUCUCCUCUGCUCUCAUCCUUCUAGACCUAUCGGCUGCCUUCGAUACUGUGAACCAUCAGAUCCUCCUCUCCACCCUCUCCGAGUUGGGCAUCUCCGGCGCGGCCCACGCUUGGAUUGCGUCCUACCUGACAGGUCGCUCCUACCAGGUGGCGAAUCGCAUCUCUGCAUGUCUGGCAGAUAUAUCAGUGUGGAUGACGGAUCACCACCUCAAGCUGAACCUCGGCAAGACGGAGCUGCUCUUCCUCCCGGGGAAGGACUGCCCGUUCCAUGAUCUCGCCAUCACGGUUGACAACUCCAUUGUGUCCUCCUCCCAGAGCGCUAAGAACCUUGGCGUGAUCCUGGACAACGCCCUGUCGUUCUCAACUAACAUCAAGGCGGUGGCCCGUUCCUGUAGGUUCAUGCUCUACAACAUCCGCAGAGUACGACCCUGUGGGUAUGUGUGGUACAUCGGCUACUUCUCGGCCCUGAUGGUGUGUGUGUUGGUGCUGACUGUGUCAUGCGUGUUAGUGCACCGCUUCAGAGACCAGCAGAGAGAACGACAAACACACUUCUGGGUGGCUGCCAUCGAACAGGGCGCCGUUACCCAGCAUCCUCUACUGCACUGGAUAGAUGUCAACCGUCACCUGUCUCUGUCUGUCAUUGUCAAGGGAGAUGCCAGAGGGAAACAGGAGGAAGAUAGAGAAGAGGGGGAAGAGGGAAAGAAAGAGGAAGGGGCGAAGUUCUCUACGCCUCACGCUGUUGAGGGGCGAAGUUCUCUACGCCUCACGCUGUUGAGGGGCCUUCUCACGCUGUUGAGGGGCGAAGUUCUCUCACGCCUCACGCUGUUGAGGGGCGAAGUUCUCUACGCCUCACGCUGUUGA
Messenger RNA from Oncorhynchus keta (chum salmon), 1401 nucleotides. RefSeq lists its product as uncharacterized. The coding region runs from base 52 to 1401 and encodes 449 amino acids. The record is from RefSeq and is a predicted model, not a curated record. The transcript has 5 exons. Lineage: Eukaryota; Metazoa; Chordata; Actinopteri; Salmoniformes; Salmonidae.